Rhizophagus irregularis DAOM 181602=DAOM 197198 is the source of this 486-nucleotide messenger RNA. The record is from RefSeq and is a predicted model, not a curated record. NCBI's taxonomy places the organism in Eukaryota, Fungi, Glomeromycota, Glomeromycetes, Glomerales, Glomeraceae.
AUGUCUAUUUGUGGAACUGCAAGGUCUGUGUCACUACGAGAGCUUCCGACAGAGUUAAUACAGUUUAUUCUAAAACAUUUUGCGAUACAGGAUCUUAAAAAAUGUCACAGUAUAAAUAAUAUAUGGGGAGAUGAAGUGAUUCAAGAAAUUCGCAGAAGAUUGGAAUUUGGUUCAAGAUAUCCCACAGUAAAAGAACUUGCCAUUGGCACACCAAAUGCUGAUAAGAAAGUGAUGAUAAGAGGAUGGAUUAAAAGAGAAAAAGUUGCCGUCACUUUGCCAAAUAUAUUUGAUGGGUUAAAACCACCUUCGUAUUUGGGAAUAGAUACAAAAACUUUCGUAGUUGUUGACAAGCCUGAAUAUGAUUUGACUCUGAAUAUUGAAACAGACUCUGAAUAUUCUAGCUCUGGCUCCAAAACCGAAUCAGAGGAUGAAGAUAUCUAUAGUAAUAAUGUGUCUCCUCCGAUAAUUAUGGGUACAGCUGAAUAA